AUGGGAAGCCUCUGCUCCAAAGCCUACAACCCAACCGAACCAUUUGCGCAUCCCGGCCGCGUCCUCGGAACAAAUCCCAACCCGUCCCAGGCGCCCCGCGCCCCACUGCCGCACCAGGUCAACUCACAGGCCAACGCUGGGAGAACACUAGGCGGCAGCCAGGGGUCAAGUCGAGGGAACGAUGAUCCGCGGAAUGCGGCUGCGCGGGCUGCGGAGGAACGAGCUGUCAAACAAGCUUCGGCAGCUAAAAAGGGAAAAUUAAACUCUCGGCUUGCAGCGCAAAAGGCCCAGACUCGGAACGAAACACUGGGAUGA
Molecule: messenger RNA, 315 nt
Organism: Paracoccidioides brasiliensis Pb18
Exons: 2
Coding region: 1-315 (104 amino acids)
Source: RefSeq, a predicted model, not a curated record